AUGAAACGAGCAGCAUUGAUUGAGAAGGAAUGGAUUCUCAACAAACCAAUCGAAGAUUUUGUUCUCAAAGAAGUCCGCGAGCUAACAUUCAAUCGAGCCCGUGGCCUCAUCGCCCUUUUCAAAGAAGGCUGUGAAACAGCUUAUAUUGCUAGAUAUAGAGAGGAUGUUCACGGUGGACUUUCUCCUGAAAAGAUUCGGAAAGCGAAAGACACCUACUUAGCUGCAGUUCACUUGAAUUCAAAGGUUGCUUCAUCCAUCACAACAAUAACUGGAAAACUAACAGGACUUGAUGAGAAAAGAGCAGUUACGGAGAGAUUAAAAGGAUGCGACGAUAUGGAAGAGGUAUCAGAUAUCACGAAGGAGUUCGCCCCAGGAUCUCGAAAGACCAAAGCAAACAUUGCAAGAGGUCUUGGUCUUGAAGGUCCAGCACUGAAAGUUCUCAAUGGAGAGUUUGUCGACUUCUGCAGCUUGAUAACCAGAGAGAUGAAAACUGUGAGAGACGUUGAGGAGAACAUGAAGGCGUUGGUAGCAGAUUUGAUCAACAAAGACGAAGAAGUGAGGAAAAUCGCAUUGAAAAUCGUUAAGCUGCAAACCAACGUGAGAAUGACGGUGACUUCGAAACUGACAAGAGAGGUUGAAAAGAAAAUUGAAACGGAAGCUGUCAAAAAGGUCCGCGAACGAUACAGAGAAGUUAUCGGAUUGACACGAACCGCCUAUCACAUCAUGUCUCAUACCGUCUCAGCUUUGAAUAGAGGUUCCGAAGAAGGAGUUAUCGCAUGGAAAGUGGAACUCAAUCCAAGUGAUGUCACGAAAAUGCACCCUUUUCAAAAGAAGACGGUGCACCGCAACAUGCAAAACUUUUUCCAAAGCGCAUAUUUUUAUUCCAUUAAUACCUACACCGUUCCGAUGUUGGAAAGAGGAGUAAAAAGAUUUCUGUCAAAAUCAUCCGAAGAACGAUCAAUCACCGUUUUUGGAAGGAACGUUGAACAAAUGUUCUCCCAAAAAGGUGUUCAUUCCAAAUAUGUAAUUGCUCUCGAUCCGGGAAGUAUUGUGAAAGCUGCAUUUCUGGAACCCAAUGGAAAAGUCAUUGAUAUGGAUCAAUUUUCUUUCUCGUUCCGUGCUCCCACAUUCGAUAGCCGUGGAAUCGAAAUUCUGAAAAAUUGGGCAAAACAAACUAUGGGAAAGGAUAUUGUCGUUGCAGUCGGCAACGGAAGUAAUACAUAUGGAACACAAACUGCAGUUUCCACAAUGAUUCAAAAUGAAGCGUUUCCGAAGGAAAUCGAUGUCUGUUUCUGUGUUGUGCCCGAACAUGGAGCUUCAAAAUAUAGCUGCACCGAUGCUGCACGCGAGGAAUUCGGUGAAGACGUCGAUAUUAAGUUAAUUUCUGCAGUUUCUAUCGGAAGAAGGCUGAUCGACCCGAUGUCGGAAUAUGUGAAAAUCGAGCCGCAGCAUCUAGGAAAAGGACAAUAUCAGCUAUCAAUUAAUGAGAAAUCGUUGAAAGGGAAACUGGUGGAUGUUGUGCGUGAUAGAGUAUCACUCAUAGGCGUAGACCUGAACUUAGCUAGCGAAGCGCUACUCAGGAACAUUUGCGGACUCAAUUCGACUACAGCAGCUGAAAUUGUUAAAUACAGAAUGCAGAAGGGGCGGUUCAAGUCGAGAGCAGAAUUGAAAAAAGUCAAAGGAAUAGGAGAUGUUUCAUUUCAACAGUGUUCUGGAUUUUUGACUGUCUCUCGACCGGACGAGUUAGACCAACCUGCGAAAAAACGAUUCAAGACUCCAGAUGGCGUAGCUGGGUGGUCGCCUCUAGAUACGACGACGGUUCAUCCAGAUCAUUACGGAAUCGCUUUGAAACUGAUUAGCAAACUGAAUCUAACUGUUGAGCAGAUCGUAUCGGGAGCUGACAUUUCUUUUACAAAUUUGACACCAGAAGAAGAAGAAAUCAUCAAACUUUUGCGAGACAAGCCGGAUCUGAAGCCUCCACCUGUCAUGAUGGUACUUGCUGUUUCGAUUCCUCUCAAUACUUGUUUUUUUUUUCAGAAAAAAUGUCGUGCCUUGAAAAAUCUCCGAGUCAAUGAAGUAUUCCUCGGAACGGUCACCAACACAGUGAGCUCAUUCUCGGAAGCGUAUUUAACGAUAACCGAUUUUGGAGUGUUCGUCGACAUAGGUGUUGAGAAGGACGGACUGGUACAUAUCAGCAAUUAUCGAAAAAAUAAUGAACAACCGAAAACGAAGAGCAGCAAUAACAAAAAUGCGCCAAAGUCAAAUACUUUUGUCAACAAAAAUGAUCCAGAAGCAGAUUUUAAAAAUGUACCGUCAGUAGGAGAUCAAAUUGAAGUAAUUAUUCAAGGAAUCAAGGGCGAUAGGAUUUCACUAGUGCCUAUCAAGGAACCUAAACCUCAGAGCUCUUCAUUUGCAUCCGGAAGUCGUUGA
This is a messenger RNA of Caenorhabditis briggsae, 2430 nucleotides long. Gene Ontology annotation, biological process: nucleobase-containing compound metabolic process; translation. NCBI's taxonomy places the organism in Eukaryota, Metazoa, Nematoda, Chromadorea, Rhabditida, Rhabditidae. Gene Ontology annotation, molecular function: structural constituent of ribosome; mRNA binding. Bases 1 to 2430 code for a protein of 809 amino acids. The transcript has 7 exons. The record is from RefSeq and is a predicted model, not a curated record.